GGGGUCCUCACCUGCUGUAUCCUCAUGGCCCAGGACCUUUCAGAUCUUUUUGUCGACAUCAUCUUUGGCUCUCCACUCCAAAUAUUUAUUCACCAACAUGUCGAAGAUCGCUCAGAACUCGUUGAACUCGUCAAGAAACAUGGCGGCACAGUGGUCUCAGGCUACAGUGCCAUCCCUUACAUUCUAGUCGACCCUCGUAAACAGUCUGGUCAAAACCUAUUCCACCAAUACUCUAGCAAGAAGGGCAAAAUCGUUCUCGAUGCCCGCUGGAUACGCGAGUGCAUCAAAGCUGGUCAACUUCAAACAUUUGCUCAUAAUUGGGGCGGCUGCAAGGUUGAUGGCACGGAACCUCAAUCACAGGAUUCAACUUCAUCAGAACAACAACAGCAACAACCCACAAUUCAUGCACCUCAUCCCCAGCAUUUCGCAUUUCAAGUCCAAGUUCAGGCUGCUGCCGCUCAGCAAUGGCAACCGGCACCGCCUGAACAACCCCAGAUCACUGCGACGAAUGGUAUUCAAUCAACCGGUCAGUAUGAAGACCAACGAAACUGGGCUUCUUACCCUCAACCCAAUGGUGCAACGUCUUCGUAUGAUUAUGCUCGGUAUCGACAAGACGCAAGUGGUUGGCCUGCGGAUGGUUCAUUUUAUGGACACACCUUCGCUGCGUCUUAUCAACCAACCUUCAUUGAGGAAGAGAACUCAGGCCCGGAAGCCGGUCCAUCCACGCCUCCAACAGAUAAAACCAGGGGCCGCAAACGCGCUAGGACUGUGGCCACCCCCGCUCCUCCAGCUUCCUCUCUUGUCGCUAACAGCCGACUCCCUGCACGAUCACCCUCUCCUCCCACCCGAGUAGUCAAGAGCACCUACGGCGGAAACUUAUUCACUUCGGACGACGUCGUCUAUUUGAAGAAAUACAUCAAGUACUGUCACGAAAGCGGCCUCGUCCUCAGUCUUCGUGAAAUUUGCGAGCGGAUAGCAGUCAAAGCACCACAUCACACUUUCUACUCUUGGCGACGUUACUGCAACAAGCACCAAAUCCGCCUGGGUGGGUAUCAAAUGAAUGCUGAUUCACCAGACACCGCCGCAGAACAAGAGACUCCCGUUGUUGUUGAACCACCGCCAUCUGUCCGACUACCCGGAGGUUCCAUUCAUGCGUUGGGGGCCGUCGAUGUAUCGCCGUCAAGGGACAGAUCUCCAACACCGCCUCGCGCUCUCUUUCGCAGCACUACUGGGAAAGGAGUCGCUUUUACUGACGAGGAUAUUACGGGACCUGAUGCCCCCGUUCCCGUCGCGCAACCACCGGGGAAAAAACUGCGCUAUGGUCGUAGCGAUGAUAUCAUUCUAGCCAAGUACUUCUUGAAUGAAAUUCAAGGCACCUCGGACAAGAUAUUUCAAGCUUUCGCGCAGAUUUUCUAUCGCGACGGAUACCUAGUUCUCCGCGGUUUUGUCUCGCAAGAGGAUGUUGGCGCAAUGUUGGCUCGUUCGAAAGAACUGCUGAACGAAUUCAACAUCGAAGAUCACCCUCUGACCAGGUUCACAACGGGGGAUGAAGACCAUGUUGGUGACGACUAUUUUCUGAAUUCUGGCGACAAAAUCCGGUACUUCCUUGAAGCAGACGCAGUCGUCGACCAUAAGUUAACGCGUCCCAAAGAGCUUGCAGUGAACAAAAUUGGUCACGCGCUUCAUGAGCUUGAUCCCAUAUUUCGAAAAGUGACGCUUGAGAAUGAGCGGAUGCGUACUGUGGUCCGCGAUCUCGGUUUUCACAAGGAUCCGUUAGCUCUUCAAUCCAUGGUCAUUACCAAGCAGCCGCGAAUCGGUGGUGAAGUUGGAGAACAUAAUGACUCAACUUUUUUGUAUACCAACCCUCCGAGUGCACUUGGGUUUUGGAUUGCCUUAGAGCAAUGUACUGCCACAAAUGGCGCACUGUCCUUUCUCCCUGGCUCACAUUCCACACCCAUCACCAAACGCUUCGUUCGGCUUCCUGGUGGCGGUACCGGGUUUGAGCCUCUCGUCGACCAGGAAGUGGCCGACCGUGUCUCAGCGGAAUUGCAGGCUUCACAGAGUCGUUAUAUUCUUGAAACGUGUCAACCAGGGGACCUUGUCUUGAUUCACGGAAGUGUACUUCACAAAUCUGAGCACAAUUUUUCCGAGAAGACCCGCUUUGCCUAUACGUUCCACAUGAUUGAAGCUAGCGCUGGAUACGAUUCGAAGAACUGGCUCCAGCCUACCGACGCUAUGCCGUUCUCUCGUAUUUUAACAUGA
This is a messenger RNA of Mycena indigotica, 2262 nucleotides long. RefSeq names its product Phytanoyl-CoA dioxygenase. The transcript has 22 exons. The record is from RefSeq and is a predicted model, not a curated record. NCBI's taxonomy places the organism in Eukaryota, Fungi, Basidiomycota, Agaricomycetes, Agaricales, Mycenaceae. The coding region runs from base 25 to 2262 and encodes 745 amino acids.